Molecule: messenger RNA, 429 nt
Organism: Colletotrichum gloeosporioides
Lineage: Eukaryota; Fungi; Ascomycota; Sordariomycetes; Glomerellales; Glomerellaceae
Exons: 1
Source: RefSeq, a predicted model, not a curated record
AUGGCGGUUGCCACAAAUCCAGGCGGCCAUGAAAACCUCAUUGGAGACAAAUACGAGAUCAAAUGUCGUAAACCUGAAGUCAGUGACGACUACCUUGACUUUUACAUCGUCACGAAUACAGAUGGUGCGCAAUUUGAAGCUCAGGCCUUCUCGGCGAUGCCCCGAGAGAGGGAAGGACUGCUUCAAGCUCGCCGACGGCGCAUGAAGCGAAUUUAUCGCUCUGACAACUUCGAGGACGAAUUCGAGUACGAGGGGCGCCGCUUCCUUGUCUCAAGGGUACAAAGAAAUCAGAAAGAAUGGACAGACUUGGAGGCACAAGUGGGCGGGCGACGACAGCAAGAAAACUUGCCCCCGCCUCCGGAAGACUGCAUCGAGAAGUUCCGGGCUGUGAUUCCAGCAAACAUCAACGAAGGUGGGCCGGCAGAAUCU